Parathielavia appendiculata is the source of this 2201-nucleotide messenger RNA. RefSeq names its product Zip-domain-containing protein. Gene Ontology annotation, cellular component: plasma membrane. Gene Ontology annotation, biological process: zinc ion transmembrane transport. Bases 186 to 1799 code for a protein of 537 amino acids. The transcript is spliced from 5 exons. The record is from RefSeq and is a predicted model, not a curated record. NCBI's taxonomy places the organism in Eukaryota, Fungi, Ascomycota, Sordariomycetes, Sordariales, Chaetomiaceae. Gene Ontology annotation, molecular function: zinc ion transmembrane transporter activity.
CUAAAAUUGCCAGUAAUCGGCAUUGUUCGGUCGCCUUCGAACCAAGUUGCGUUGGACACUGAAGAGUCAGUUAAAUCCCGCCUGAAAGAAGCAACCUUAUGAAGACAUAAACUACCAUCUGUCAAACCCCAAACACACGAAGAAGGCCGCCAAACACCACACGCUGCGCGUGCCCUUGUCCCGCCAUGAACCGGCCUUCGAGAACUGAGGACGAUCUCGAGCACCCGACAUGGAACCAGAAUCCGCCGUUCCUGGCCCCUGACCUCACGACCCGCCAGGAUCUGAACGGCAUUGCCAACGCCCGCGAACAUCGCCAUGGGUGUACCGGUCCAGGCAACCGAGGGGGGUUCCUGAAUGAUGAGAAACAAGCCUGUGAAAUUCGCCUCGGCGACUACGACCGUGUCUCACCCAACGGCUCACCUCUGGCAACGAGCGAUCGGCUGCGCCGACCGCUCGUUGCUCCCCAGACAGUGCUUGGUGGUGAAGGCCAAGCCUGUCGUUACUCGUGCCGAACCCGGGCCCCUUCGGGUUGGGUAGGCUGGAUCGCGUCCGUCUUCGUUGCGUCGACGCUGAUCAACCUCGCCGGGAGCUUUCUUUCAGCUCUGUUUGCGCGUACUGUCAAACCCGCUGUUUUGACCGUGGACAGAGCCGACGUUACUCUCGGUCGUCUCGUAAAGCGCAAGGAUGCCUGCGCAGGCAGUGUCGCCAGCGCAGACGAGUACAACACGCCCCUCCACGUCGGUGCUCUACUCAUCAUUCUCGCCGUCUCGAGCCUGGCCUGCGCAAUCCCCAUGCUCGCUGCCAAGUUCCCCAUCCUUCGGAUCCCGGAGCCCUUCUUCUUCGGCGUCCGUCACUUCGGCACCGGCGUCCUUCUGGCCACCGCCUUCGUGCACCUGCUGCCGACCGCAUUCAUCUCGCUAGGCAACCCCUGCCUCUCCAAUUUUUGGACCACCGACUACCCGGCCAUGCCGGGAGCCAUUGCCCUUGUCGGCAUCUUUUUCGUGAGCGUCAUCGAGAUGGUUUUUAGCCCGGCGCGGACCUUUCUGCCGCAAGCUGCGCGGGCCGUAUCGUCGCGCGGUGCCGAAGGGCCAGGGGCCGAGGCACAGGCGGUCCGGACAUCCAUGGCAGGCGGCCAUUGCGGUCAUGCGGCCGUUGCGGCAGCCAUAACCCGGCCCUCAGCAACUCGCCGAGCGAGCAUCGAGCCCGCCCCGCUGCGGGAAACGGCUUUCAGGAGGACGCAGGCCAACGCCUCCAAGGAGACACUGGAGAUUGAGUCUCAGGGGGCUGGCCUCACGCCCGAGCAGCUGCACAAGAAGAGCAUUCUCCAGUGCAUGCUUCUGGAAGUGGGCAUCCUAUUCCACAGCGUCUUCAUCGGCAUGGCCCUGAGCGUGGCCAUUGGAGGCGACUUUGUCGUUCUCCUCAUCGCCAUUGCCUUCCAUCAAACAUUUGAAGGCCUCGCCCUCGGCGCCCGCAUCGCCUCCAUCUCCUGGCCGAAGAAGACUCUCCAGCCCUGGCUGAUGGUCCUUGCGUACGGAUGCACAACACCAAUUGGCCAAGCUAUCGGACUGGCGACCCACACCCUCUACAGCCCCGACUCCGAGUUUGGGCUCAUCCUGGUCGGCACCAUGAACGCCGUGUCGUCGGGCCUGCUCGUGUUUGCUGCCCUAAUCGAGCUGCUUGCCGAGGACUUUCUGAGCGACCAGAGCUGGGGCGUUCUAAGGGGCCGGAAGAGGGUGAUUGCGUGCCUGCUGGUGCUGCUUGGCGCUGUUUGUAUGAGCCUUGUUGGCGCCUGGGCUUGACUUAUUCUGGAUUUUGUUGGUUUGAAGCUCUUGGCUCCCCUCUAUUUGAGGGACGUUGGCUGCAGUGUUUUGGAUAUAGAGUCGACGAUAGAGAGGAUCGGCGUGUUAGAUGUUACGAUGAGUUGCAAUGCAAGAACGGGCAGAGCAGAAGCGGUCGGUUGGUUGGGCUUAGAUGGAGCUGCGUGAGAUCAAGACAGAGCAUCUGGUGGAGGUUGAAGAACGGAGUUUCCAGCACCUGCCAAUAUUCGGUUGACCUGCCAUCAAGCGGGUUGCUGCUGUAAGGCAGUGAGAGCCACAUCGAGCUAAGCGCUUCGAUUCAGGGUUUAUACUCUAAUAUAGACCUUAGGGUACGGUGACGGUGGCGCCUGCCGUCGAGGUGCACGUUUGCCCUGCUCUCGCGUG